This is a messenger RNA of Synchiropus splendidus (mandarinfish), 2393 nucleotides long. It is a transcript of the gene il12rb2l, whose product is annotated as interleukin 12 receptor, beta 2a, like. The record is from RefSeq and is a predicted model, not a curated record. The transcript has 15 exons. The coding region runs from base 100 to 2163 and encodes 687 amino acids. Gene Ontology annotation, molecular function: protein binding. NCBI's taxonomy places the organism in Eukaryota, Metazoa, Chordata, Actinopteri, Syngnathiformes, Callionymidae.
GUAAUACAGUAGGUGGAGUCAAGGAAAUCUAUCUGAAAAGAUCAGCCGAACAUUACAUCUGUGGCGGGAUGAGGAACCUGGCAAUACGACUCAGUUGUGAUGGCCUUGCUUCCGAUCUGGUGGCAGCUAUGCAUUUUUUUCGUCACUGCAAAUAAUCGUGUUGUCGGUGCCACAGAUUUUCUCCUUUCGAAACCAAGGUGCUACAUCCCAUGUGGUCAGAUUUGCCAGGCUGCCAUCCACUGUUAUUGGGAUGCAUGGCCGGAUCAUAGCGUCUCCACUAACUACACUCUGCACUGGGAGCCACCUCGUCACAACAAAGACCAUGUGAACACUGGUAACCCGAGUGGGAUUAUCCACCGUGAAAACUUUGCAAGCCACCGUGAAUUAAGUGUUUGGGUCCAGGCUGUACACCAGAAUGGUUCUGCCAAAUCCCCGAGAAGUGUUUUUGACACAGGCAAAAUCCAGAAACCUCCUGCGCCAAGUAUUACAUCCAGCCACAGGGAUCCAAUGGAAAUUCACUGGGACCUGACCUGUGAAAAACUACAUUUAGGAAUGGGAUCUUGUGAUGUUCGGCAUCGCGCUGAGACUGAAAAAGACUGGGUUAAGACUGAUGUUGGAUCGCACACCAGCUAUGAGCACCGCCAGCCCGUGCAGCCUGGUUUGACCUAUGAAUUUCAGGUCCGCUGUGCAUGUUCUACUGGACUGAUGAGUGACUGGAGUGGGACCACCAAAAUCCUGAGCCAAGAAAUGACCCCCGUGGGUGAGCUGGAUGUUUGGAGAGACUGCAAGGUGUCCCAGCAAAAACUCUCCUGUGUGUUGCUGUGGAAGAAACUUCCAAGGUCUCAGGCUCGAGGAGAAAUUCUAGGAUAUACUGUGUUAAAUAGUGGGAUUUGGUAUAAUAUUUCCACUGCACGACCAGGCCGCCAGUUGGUGUGUGAUAAAACAAAGUGCUAUCUUAAUGUCUCUCUCAUGUCUUCAGCCAAAAUAUGGGCGUAUAACUCCGUCGGAGCCUCUGCGCCUGCCUAUCUUCAUUUCCCUCAACCAGAUAUAGAAAACAACAAGGAAAUACUCAGUUUCCAGAUGAAUCCAGAGAAACUUGAUGUGCAGUGGGAUCCCCCUGCUCACCUCUCUGCCAGAGACACUGGUGAUGACUAUGUUGUUCAGUACAAACAAGUUGGGCAACCUUUAGGACAAGGUUUUGAUUGGUUAAGAGUGAAUCAGAGUGGUACAUCAAUAACAUUUCAAGAUCAAUUCAGGAAGUAUAGACCUUACCAAGUCUCGCUGUAUUCCGUCUCACAUGAGGGAACAAGUCGCCAGCAUUCAUCAGUCAUCGCGUAUUCUGGACAGACAAUCCCACCACAGGUGCCUUCCUUCAAAGUGAUAAAGAUCAAUGCCUAUAGUGUGGCCUUGUUUUGGGAGCCAAUUCCGCUGUCCAUGCAGAAUGGAGUGGUACUGUACUACCAAAUAGGAGGGGCGACUCCCAAUGAUGUGCACAAUGUGUCUGCAGUCCCUCAUAAUGAAAACAGGACUUUUGAGCUGAAGGGCCUCAGUCCAGGUCGCAAUUACGAAGUGUGGAUAAAGGCGGUGACUGUAGCUGGACCUGGAGCCAAUGUUUCCGCAAAAUUCAAAACAAAGAGUGAAGAACAAACUGUACAUUUUAUUCUAGCAGUGCUUGGUUCUGCUGCCUUGAUUACAAUUGUCUGCGCGUGCAUUUUUGUCAGAGCAUAUCGGGGAGACACCCUGUCUUCUCCCCUGUGUUUUGACAAAAAUGUUCCAGAUCCUCACAACAGCCUAAUUUUACAACAGUUGAAGAAUCAAAUAAAUGAUCAUUCAGUCUGGCUCCUCUCUCCCCUCUGUGAGCCACAUCCUGAAAUAUCUGUAUUGGAGGUUGUUGAGAACAAACCAGCAACGUUCUUCAGUGGCUGCUUGAAGACAUUUAACCUGGACCAGCAGAUGGAAGAUAGCAGCAGCUCAGUGGAGAGUGACAGGAUGGAUCAAAGAUCCAAAAAAGAGGACUAUAGCCAGAUGUUGGACUCUGAUGGCGAGCAAGGUGGGCAGCAGCUGCUGGACCAUGAGGAACACUGGAAUUCAUCACAGGAGGAUUUCAGCUCGGGAUAUGAAAAGCAUUUCAUGCCUACACCUCAGGAAUUACUGGGCUGCUAACCCCUGAGAUCAGUCAUGGGAUGAAUAAUGACGGCAAACGGGGAAGAUCAUGUCAGUUUAUAUUUAUUUUCAUCCUUGGAGAACACUUGAAAUGUUUUCCUGAGUGUUACUAACAUUUUCAAACAUGCAGUAUUGAUCUUGCAUAUCAUGUCAGUGCCAUGGCAUUCUUUUUUUAUUGAGGUUUGAAUUUUUGCCCUCUGGAAAUGAACGGGCAAAUAAACUAAUAUGUA